Molecule: messenger RNA, 5100 nt
Organism: Paralichthys olivaceus (Japanese flounder)
Lineage: Eukaryota; Metazoa; Chordata; Actinopteri; Pleuronectiformes; Paralichthyidae
Source: RefSeq, a predicted model, not a curated record
UUUCUUUGUCUGAAUUUCUCCAGGUGUGUGAUGAGCCUCCCUCCAUCUGUACGCCAAUGAAAGAGCCAUUUUCCCCCCUGAACAACGUUGUCUCCAACGAGCCAUUCAGGGGCUGCUACGUCCGCGCCCAGCCCUUUGACGAGUUCCCCUCCAGCAACCGCCGCUACCUGCCUCCACAGGUCUCCUUCAAGUCGACUCGUCAUGUCAGUUUCCACAUGGACGAAGAGGAGAUCGUUCGCAUCAACCCACGCAAAGACGUCAUCCGUGGCUACGAGGACUACCGCCACCCUGUCAUGUGGAAACAGGAGGCUGACCGCGAGGACAUGGACUUCCCCUCCGCCUUCCACAAACUGGACAAGAAGUGCGAGUACCUCUUCCCCGACGGCCCUGGUGGGGACUCCCACUCUGGCCCUGGUUUGGGAAUUGGAACAGGUAUGGGGCUGGGUUUGGGCAAGGACACAGCCAUCAAGACUCAGCCCUCGCCCCUGUUUAAGAAGGGCCGGCGGCGGCGAGAGGACGGUGAGCGCUCACGCUGCAUCUACUGUCGAGAGAUGUUUAACCACGAAGACAACUGGCGGGGGCAGUGCCAAGAUGCCCCCGACCCAAUCAAGCAGUGCAUCUACAAAGUCAGCUGCAUGCUGUGUGCCGAGAGCAUGCUGUACCACUGCAUGUCCGACUCCGAGGGCGACUUCUCAGACCCCUGCUCAUGUGACACAUCUGACGAGCAGUUCUGCCUACGCUGGCUGGCCCUGGUGGCGCUCUCCUUCAUCGCACCCUGCAUGUGCUGCUACCUGCCCCUGCGCGCCUGCCACCAUUGUGGCGAGGCCUGCCGCUGCUGUGGGGGCAAGCACAAGGCUGCGGGGUGACCCGACUCCGGGCUCUGGGACACCCUCAAAGCUAGCUAACACAGGAAGUGGAUAAAAGCGGAAAAUUAAAAGCCGGCAUCCUUUUUUCAUUCCCCUCUCAGACGGGGUGAUAUGUUGUUGAUCCCCAGCUCUGAGGGCUUUUGGAGAUUUCAGUUUGUGUUUGUCGCCGACAAGCAGCAGUGGAGGACAAACCAUAUGCUUUGUGGGGGCUCUGAGCAUCAAGCUAAGUUCAGGAGCUUAAUCUAAGGAGAGGAAGAGGAAACUUCAAGAUUAAUAGACUUGGAGAUGUUACUAAACACACCUGUACACACACACACACACAAACACAUUCACACACAUGCAUUGAUGGAGCCAGGCCACAAAUAUCAGAACUCUACUACAAGUUAUGUGUAACUUUAUGAAGGAAAAUUGUCUUUGUACAGAGAGCAGCAAAAUAACGACAAAAAAAGAAAACAAAACAAUUCUGCAUUCAGAAAACUACUUGCUGUUUGAGUAUGCUAAAAGGGAUAUGUUCUUGCUUUUUUGUGAAUUUGCAGUUGGGUAACAGUGGCCUUUCCUUCAUGGCUUAAGCAUUUGCUGACAAUGUAAAGACUGGACAAGAAGACAAGUGCACUAGAAAUGGUAUUUCCCCCGUUAAGUAAACAUACCCCUCUCAAAUUCUUGGGGUACUCAAGCCACCAUAUUUACUGUAAUUCUAACAUUUGAGAGAUGUUGCUGUGGUGGAUGUUUGGCCAAUUGAUUUUGCCUGUUUCUGCAGGAACAGCUGGCAUAGCUUUUGACAUUCAUAAUAAGAUGUUUCAAUGAUUACCUUGCCUUCCCGAGGUGAUUCAGACCAUCUGAUUGCAUUCCAAAAUAAAGGGAUCGAUUCCAUGAUUAGAAGGGAAAAAUGGUAACGACUCUACCAUGCUUAGUUCCCCGAAAAUAGUGUUUUCAACACCACAAAAACAGCAUUAGAACCUCUUGAACCAUUCAAAUCCAAACCGGAUACAUGACGAUUUCAUUUACUCCAGUGAAUCUCACUUUUGGUCCUUUUAUUUACUGCUGUAGUGAAAUUGUUGUUUUGUUUCCUCAUUGUUAUUUUUCCUGCUCAUUUUAUAAUUAUUUUUUGAAACAAAGGCUGAAAUGUUGCUCAACCAGCAAGUUUUGUUUUGGUGAGUACAGGGGUUCCAGUGCUCCUUGGUUAAAAUGACGAGGCACUUAAAUUAGGCUAUUCUUUGAUUGAGAACACCCUCAGAUUUUGGAAUUAGUCUGUACAUAAAUUGUUUUACUAAUUUAAACAUCUAAUUUGGUGUGAGGGGAAACCCUCCUCUAAGCACUGCUCUCCAAACUUUGGUUGCAGCACCCUCUUCAAAUUCCCAUAUUUGUCCCAUGAAUCGUUUGUUUUCUCAAGUUCUCAUCUUAUAUCUCGUGUAAGCGUAGUACUGUCGUUGUUCUGAAGUUAGUCCACUCCUUCCAUGUGUCUUCAUUUAAAACCAGGCCCUGAGUGAAUGAAUGCAUUGUUGCAGGAAUACCUUAGAGUAUCUUAGUCAUGUUUAAAAAAAGAAAAGACAAAAAACAUCCAGAUGUUAUGAAUGUGUGUGUGUGUCAGUGUGCGGCGUGUGUGUUUGUGUGCAUGUGUGUGUGUGUAGGUCUUCAUAUGCACUGGUGAUCUGAUGUCAUGUAACGUUACCACUGACCAUGUGAUUAAGGCUUUGACUCUUCACAGUACUGACCCAGCAUCAGGUUUCACAAAACGUCCUCCUGUCCUGUCUAAAAGUGAACAAAGAGAUGAUCAAAAGGUUAAUUUGUUAUUUCAGGAAAUUCACUUAAACCCUCUGAAACUCUCUCAUUAACAUGUUGUAUCCUUUUUCUUUAAUUCACUCAAAAAACAAAGUGUAGGAAUGAGAAUUAAUCUGCAACUUGUCGUGUCUACACUUGGUUUAUGUAAACAAAUGUGAGAUAACAUGUUAAUCAGUGAGCGUCAGAGGUGUAUGCGGAUUUCUCAGCUCUGAACAGCGCUAGGCUAGCUGUUCCCCAAUGUUUCCAGUCUUUAUGCUAAGCUAAGCUAACCAGCUAAUUCUGGCUGUAGCUUCAUGUUUACCGUACAGAAUGAGAGCGGCAUUGAUUUUCUCUCGCAUGACCCUUGGAAACACGGCUAAUGAGGCCAGGCAGGCUGCAAACCAAAACUGAGCAUAUCUGACUCACAAAACAUUUACUAUGUAACAGCUCUGAUUGGCUGUCCCGCUGACAUUCUUCCUCCCUAAGGCAUGUUUGAAAUGUGCAGCCAAAUCGGUGCAGCAACGUCCAUGUUUGCAGUUGCUAACAGAUAUGCAUCUCUUCUCACCUCCCGUCACUCCUGGUUAAAAAGAAAAAUGAUAUAAAAAAAGAAUAAUGUAGUGGCAGGAGAAACAUUCAUCUCCCUAACUCCACCCCGACCGAUGCUCCCUUUACUUACUAUGCAAACUUUCUAACGUGGGAAACACAUUGACCUCCGUGCAGAGCGAGUCAGUGACGGGAACAGGACACUUUAACGCUACGUAGGUAGACAAACGAACUCCUGGUACCAAACUCCAAACACCUGUAAAUACUUAACACUAUAUUUAAGUACUGAUAAUAAUCCCAGCUUUUUUUUGUUUGUCUUUUUGUUGAAAUUUUAAAGAUAGAACUGUAUUUAUCGUCGCUGUCAGCAUAUACUGUAGCUUCAAUUGACAGCAUUAUGUACAUAGGUCACCUUUUAGUAUUAUUUCACAUUGAAAAGUAGAGGGGCGUCUGUGAUGGAAAAUGACUAUUGAGCUUCUAAUAGAGUUUCUCUCUAGUUUUGUACGGUAGAAGGAAGGAUAGUGCUAACACGGUACAGUUGUGUCAGUCCACUUGUUUCAAAAGUUUGAUAUAUAAAUAUAUAAAUAUAUAUAUUUACAUACAUACAUAUAAAGCUGCUAGAUACAAUCACUAAUUUUAUUGUGUUGACAGAGAAAAUCAGCUAUGAACGACUGUUAAACCCUAAAAUCUCCGGCGGCGUCCGGCGGUCUCGUCGUUCAACGCCACCAUACAACCAUGACGGCGAGUUUUUAAAUGUCCGAUUGCUCUGCGUGGUGAAGUGGACUCUUGUGCAUGUGUGCGCGAGUGUUACUCUAUGUGUGUUCUCGUGUGUCCACAAGUGAGUGUGUGUGUGUGUGUGUGUGUUCUGUGUGCCUGCGGGUUGGUGUGUAACCGAAUGUUUGGUUGGUCGCCAUAUUCUCCCAUUGGAAUUGGAUUGCCCUGCAUUUAUUGCAAGCUGAACCAAGGUUUGAUGAACCUGAUUAAAACUUGCUGGCUGAGAAGCAAAAUGUAGGAUGUGCAUUUAUACAAAGUGUAGAGAAUGCUGAAAUAACACUUCUCAUUCUGCAUUAACCAGCACAGUGCAACUUCCUGUCAUGUACUGUAUUAUAUAUGCAACAUGUGUCUGUCCGCUUUAAUAUAUAUAUUUUUUUGACCUGCAUUAUAUAAGACUUCAGUUUUAACCACUUUGCUGCUAGUCUUUUAUCCUCUUUCAAUCUUGGAAAAUUGUGCAUAUCUUUGGGAAUGCAUACAAGUGUACAUUCUUGACAUUGUGUAGAUUUAAAAAAACAGAAAAAAGCUAUAUAAACCUGUUUCUCUUCAGUGUAUUGUUUUUAAAACGGUUACUUUUCACAGCAGUUGAGUGGUUAUGUUUCGAUUCUCCGAUGCUUUGGUGCACUGAUGAUACUCUAUGUAAGCUUUUUUUCAUCUUACAGCGCUUGAUGUAACAUUUAUGUGAUUAGUUCUAAAUAGUGGAAAACAUUUGUGUUUUGAAACUUGCAGUAUAAAUGGUACUACUCUUAACUAUUCUGUAAACACUGCCUGUUUGCUUUCUUUUCUUUUUCCACUCUUUGUGCAUAUUUCUUUCCUGUGCAUCUUUUUUUUCCCCCCUUAGUGCCAUCGGCUUUCACAUCCUGACAACCUCAAAAAAGUGCCUCACGUCCAUCCUAGUUUCCAUCUUACAAUUUUAACAUCUCUCGUUCUGGUUCUAUUGGUUUCUACACGUCUAGGUAUUUCCUCUCAUGGUUCGAGAAUACCAAGUAUAUGAUGUAAAAUUUAUAGUCCCAAUAACUCAUGUCAUAGUUGUAUUUUCUUCAUACAGAUGUAGCUCAUUACUUUUCAUAAAUAUAUAAUGUAAAUAUGCAUACAUAUGUUUGUAACUGUUUUUAUGUUACAUCAUACACUUGUAAUUUGACAUAUCAAAUAACAUUAUCAUAAU